AUGAAUAUUAUUAGAGUAUUCCUAAGAUCGUCGGGAUUGUAUGGAUACUUGAAUGUGAUUCAUAAUGUGGAUUCAGACUUACAUGUUUCUUCGGGAAAUCGAAGAUGGAAAAGGAAGCCAUCGAGACGAGAAGUUCAUCGUUCGCCGCCGGCGAAGCUCCGGCGGGAGCCGAAGACCUCGAUGGAAUGCGGCGAGAUCAUGCGGGCCAUUGAGGUCGUCGAGAGAGACUCGGCCGCCAUUGCUGAGAGCUUCAAUUCCCUGUUCUCUUCCCUCCGUCUCGCCCUCUCCGAGGUCACUACCACAUCAGUCGAAAAUAUGCAGUGUUUUAGCGAUGUUGUUGGUCGAGUGCAAGAAUCUGCACUUGAUGCAGCGACCAAAGGAAACCGAUACAUUAAUUCAUGCUUGAGAUUGAAUGAAGAGAUGAAGGGUGUGGAUAGUCUUGCCAUGCGAUUAAAGGUCCUGAAGAAAAAUGUGGAUACUCUAGAUGUGGCUGUGAACCAGUUAGUCCACUUUUCCUGAUUGGGGAUUAGUCUAAGCUGCUCAAUACUUCAAGAUCUGAUCAGAUUGCAGAGAGACAUCCAAUUUGCAGAAUGCAGCUACAGAAAUUCAUGUGCAAAUUUUUGAAUAGACUGCUCUCAGUGAAUGGUCUGUCUCUACAGGACAAUUAAUGAAAAUAACCAAACGUGCUUCCGGCAACCAACCAGGCACGCACUGCCACAUUAUAACUGUGUUUCUUACUUUUCAGUAAAUUUUGUCUUUAUCUUGUCCAAUUAGAUGUGGUUUUAUGAAAAUAAAGCAUUGGACUUAAGACAAUUCAAGUUUAACAAAAUCAAGUGCUUCUGUUUCUUAAUUUUUAUUUAUUUUCUUUUAACAUCUUAAACAUAUGGUUGGUGGGAUUAUGAGGUGAAACCCUGAUCAAAUUGGUAUAAAUUUUACUAUGGGAUUUCAAUGCAUUAGUGAAUAAAUAAACAUAAU
Dioscorea cayenensis subsp. rotundata (Guinea yam) is the source of this 975-nucleotide messenger RNA. RefSeq lists its product as uncharacterized. The transcript has 7 exons. Bases 1 to 519 code for a protein of 172 amino acids. Lineage: Eukaryota; Viridiplantae; Streptophyta; Magnoliopsida; Dioscoreales; Dioscoreaceae. The record is from RefSeq and is a predicted model, not a curated record.